Messenger RNA from Rhineura floridana, 636 nucleotides. RefSeq lists its product as uncharacterized. The record is from RefSeq and is a predicted model, not a curated record. Bases 1 to 636 code for a protein of 211 amino acids. The transcript is spliced from 6 exons. NCBI's taxonomy places the organism in Eukaryota, Metazoa, Chordata, Lepidosauria, Squamata, Rhineuridae.
AUGCUCUUCAAGCAGAGCCUCAAAGCCCUGCGCUUCCCAUCCGAUCUGUUGACUGCUACUGCGCUGCCACACCUCUCAGCUGAUCACGAUAAUCGUGCCUCUCAGCCGAUUGUGCACGCAGCCUCACUUUGCCCUGCCCACACAACAGAAGAACAGGCCUCCAAACAACAGACGGCAUCAGACAGCUCUUCCUUACAAAAGAUGAGAAUAUCAGAAGAUAGCAGUAGACAGAAUCCUUCAAAUGCACAGAAUCCUUCAAAUCCUUCUCACCAUUCUGAGAAUUUUGACAAGAACUGUCAGUCUUUACUUCCUGUGAUGGAACCUCCUGGGAACCAAGAAGUAAAAAAUUCUGAUGUAAUUUCAGAGACCCCUGCUGGCAAGAAGGGAGAGAAGCCACAGCAGCAGUUAAUAAAUGGCAUGCCACUUCUGGAACAGCCAAGUUUUCUCCCAAACUUAAGAGUGGAUGAAGAGAAAGAGAGACAUCCUGAUGUCCCUAAGGAGUCAUUUGUCAGACAAACAGACUGUCUGCGGGCAAAGAAAAGAAGAAGAAAGCUCUCCAGAAAAGGCAAACGCAUUCCCCCUUGUCAACCAAAUAAUUUAACUGAGAUAAAUCAGAAAGUUCUAAAGCUUUCUUGA